GAACCUUGUGAAUGUACACUUGGUGUGCGUGUUUUCUUCAACUUUUCUGCGUGUGUCUAGAAAAAAUAUAUUACUACCACUAAACAAAACUAUCUUAUCGGAUCUGAUUGACGGCAGUAAUUUGGAACUUGUUGUGCAGCCUAUUCUUAUAUGAUAUUCGGUUUCGCAUAGAAUUUAUCUGCCCUAUUGCGCACCUUUAAUAUACUUCAUCAACAAUUCAUUUGUACAUGUACUUAUUGGUGUAACGUUUCUGAAUUUUCAAAUAACACAAUAUCCUCCUUCACUCACUUCUAUGUUUAUGAUUGGUUACGUCGAUCUCUAUCAUCACAUCACAAUGUCUAUAUAGUGUCAUUCAUUUUAUUGUUGGUAUACAUGACAGUUGAAUUUCGGAUUAAAUAUAUAUAUUUUCAACAUCAAUUUUUGUUAAAUUCACCUUCCAACUGGGGCAAAAAACAAGUUAUCCGGCCAGACCUACCAACCAAGGUCAGCCAUCAGAUUCACCCAUUUAUGAUAACACAUUUUCGUCAUCUGAUUUUAAUCAUUGUACAUCAGAUUCUACAAAUAAUUUACAGCAACAAGAAUUGUCAUCAGUAGUUCAUUCAUCACUUAAUUGCAUACAGUCAUCAAAUCGUGCGAGUUUUAAUCCAACCUCUUCUGCCUUAUCAACUGAAUUUUCUAAUUUUGUGCCAAGAAUAACUUCAAUUACUUCUGUAGAACCUUCUGUUGGUACUGUUAAACCUGUUUGUCUACAGCAUUUAGUACCAAAUUGUUAUCUUCCUAUCGCUAUUUGCACAUCAUCUUCCAAUUUAAAAGAGAACAACACUAGGACACUAACGAAACAAACACCUGAAUACUCUUUGCAUAAUUAUUCACAAAUUAUAGAUAAUCAGUUUCAUUUGUUGGAAUAUGCAUCGAACUUAUUACAUCCCUCUCAUUCAUAUUUACUAGUUGAACUGAUAAAUUUGACACUUUCUGAGCAAGAUUUUCUCUAUUUUACACAGUCAGUACAUUAUCAUGUUUUACUUAUAGUUACAGAUUGUAUAGUUUAUCAUUAUUGUAAAACAAUUAAAAAUAGUGUUCAAUCUAUUUAUUUAUCUAAUCCACUUCUAUUGUCCGAUUAUAAACCAAAUCCUGUGAUAAAUUCCACAGAAAAUUCAUCAAACAAUUUCAAUAACUUAUCGAAUAUUCAAUUAUUAACAACAUCAGAUUCAAUUUCUUUAUUGGAACCUUACAUAACUGAUUUUUUUCAACAGUUGACAUUGAUCUCUAAUCAGUUAGGUUACAUUAAUUCUCCCAAAACUAAUCAAAGUUUAACAAUUAUGUCUACUUCAUCUACUCGUCCACCAAGAGUUCCUGCGAAUCCAAAUUUAGCGUCUGCAGUUCGUGGUACUGGUAAUAGUCAUAUUAAUGAUGGUUUAAGUCGAUUACGUGUAGGAAGCGCAGCAUCUAGAGAGUCUUCUUAUUCUCCACCAGCUGAUAGGAAACCUGCAACAACACGACGCACAAUCAAACCUACUUAUGGCGUUAAAGCUGAUGAGGUGAAUGCAGCGCUGCUACGUAAACUUGAAAAAGCUACCUCUAGUUUUAAUGGUCCAGAUUUUGAAGAUGAUACUGGUGGGGCGUCUUCAGACAAUGAUGUAUUUGAUACAGAAGACGAUGGAUGUGCAGUGAAACAUGAUGAAGGGAUCAUUUUGUUGGCCACUUCAUCAUCUCUGUUGUCUCCAGAAUCACCAGUUUAUGGAAAUGAGGCUGGUGCUGGAGAUCUAUUGCCUACAUCAUCUUCUUCAGUCAAAUCUCCUGUAAACCAAUUACUUAAGGCACUUACUUCUGGCAGUCGUUUGGUUACAUUGAAACCAAUUUCAAAGCAUGAAUUAUGUCAAAAACAAGUUCCAACGGCAAGCACGGCCACUCAGACCAAUGACGUACGUCUUGUUUGUGAACGAUGUUCAAACUAUUUCUCGUUGGAUACAGAACAGGCUCCUUCAUCAUCUACUUGUAUAAUUAAUAAGAGAGAAGAAAAGCAACAGCCAUCUUUGUAUAGACUCAGUUUAUUCACUAGUGUGAUAGAAUAUAUGCCUUAUCUAAUACCAUUAUCUCGUGGUGUUCCAUUAAGACGUAUGCGUUCUACUACAACUAGUAACAAUCCAUUAGUUUUUGGUGCUAAUUCACCUAGAUUUCGUUGGCCAAUAGAUGGUGAAUUUGUGGAUUGUACUGAAACUUUACCGGAUCAUCCUGCAGCUGUAUUUACUGUUUGCAUUAUUUGCGAUGGAUAUACUGCAACAAAUGUUAGGUUUACUAAGAGAGUAGAAUAUUUCAGUCCUCCAUGCAAAGCAUCAGUUAUCGUUUGUGGUCCAUUUACUUUCAAGUCAUGUUCUAACAUAAAGUCAGGCAAUUAUUUAAGAAGGCUGGAUAAUUCCAAUGACGUAACAAAUACUAAUACUAAAAGUAAUAACCUACAUAAUGGAUCAAUGAAAAAUUGUUUGAAUUCCAACAAUGAAAUUGAUGAGAAAGAGAAUAACAAAAUAAAUGAAAAUAAUGAAGAUGAGGAUUCUGAGUGUGAAACAGUUGGUCGACGUCUCCGACGACAACUUCGUCGUACACAAAAAACACAAGAGAUAAAUGCAGCUACAGUCGCUUGUGCAAUACGACAAAAUGCAAUGAUAGAUGGAUCUAUGACGUACCAACAAAACGAGAAUCAUAUGAUGAAUACUGUUAAUACAUCUGCUAAUGAUAAUAAUAAUAAUAAUACUAUUAAUGGUAACGGUAUUGAUAAUCAUUAUGCCAGUAAAUUAGUUAACAAUAAUAGUGAUUCACUGACACAAGACACUCAAGAUCAAGCUACCUCGAGAUUAGCUGUUGCCAGACAACGUGCCAAACGAUUUAUUGAACUUAGGAAACUUAGCGUUACUGAAAGUUUAAAUGAGAAUUUAUUAUUAAGACAAGAGGCUGAGGUGAAUUUAUUUCUUUGGUUUUUCUAAAUAUUUUUAUUUAUCCUAUAAGUGGUAAUGUUGUUUAUUUUAUAUUGAUAUAUCUUAUAGUAUAGUAUUAUAUGAAUAUAAGCAAGUUAUAAUUUGUUGUAUACAUUCCAUCGAGUAGUUUACCAUUGUUAUGUUACAUAUAAACAUGAUUGUAGGUUUGGUGUUUUGUUAUCAACUCUAUAUUAUUAUGUAUAGAGCGAAGUUAGUUCAAAUGUAUAGAGUAAUGAUUAAUUAUUUUAUUUUAUUCUAUUUAUUAUGACCUGUACAUUUUACAUUUUUGUAAUCAUUCUGCUUUAUACAUAGAACGAUCCUUUGUGUACUAAUCUUAGUGUAGUUCAUCACUGUGUAUUUAUUCAUCUGAAUGUUCUUAUU
Schistosoma curassoni is the source of this 3350-nucleotide messenger RNA. The record is from the annotation of a GenBank genome assembly. Lineage: Eukaryota; Metazoa; Platyhelminthes; Trematoda; Strigeidida; Schistosomatidae.